Sesamum indicum (sesame) is the source of this 1244-nucleotide messenger RNA. RefSeq names its product hybrid signal transduction histidine kinase M-like protein. The record is from RefSeq and is a predicted model, not a curated record. NCBI's taxonomy places the organism in Eukaryota, Viridiplantae, Streptophyta, Magnoliopsida, Lamiales, Pedaliaceae.
GAAUAUUCAAUUCCUUGAACCCUUGGUGUUAACUUUACUUUCCUCUCUUUUGUCUUUUAAGAUCCAACACAUAGACUAAGCAACCAACUUGUGUAUUGCUUCUCCUAACAUUUUUCCUUUUUCAUUUCUUCUUACUCAUUGCAUCCAUCUUCUAACAACAAAGAAUAUAAAACACCCAGACUCACCCCCGCUUAUUUUUCAUCUCUACCACUAUUCUCCCUGCUUUUUUCUUCUUCUUCUUCUUCUUCUUUUUAGAUUGGAUCCCAUCUUUAAUGAUUGCGAUUGAAAGAACCCCUUUUUCUCUCACUGUUAUUUUCUCUCGCUUUAGUAGUUUAGAGAAAUAUGCCUACAAGGGUUAUGAGCAAGGUUGAGGUUGAAGCUGCGGGUGGAUAUGUGUGUGGGAUGCCAGCUGUUGAUGAGAUUUACAGUGGAGAUCAGAGGGUUUUGAUGGGGAAAAAAGUUGUAUUUCAGCAAGGAGGAGUCAAUGGUUUGGUGAAGAAUUCAUGGACUAAGACUAUUUCUUGUUCGGAUGAAUCAUCUUCUAUAGGGAAAAACAGUGAUGUUUCUGAGAGUUCAUUGGAGAGAUCGGGAGAUGGUGAAGAGGUUCAAAGCUGCUACAAAGGGCCUUUGGAUGCCAUGGAAACCUUGGAGCAAGUUUUACCAAUCAGGAGGGGGAUCUCAAGGUUCUACAACGGCAAAUCCAAGUCCUUUGCGAGCUUAGCAGGCGCAUCUUCUUCAUCCUCCAUAAAAGACCUCGCCAAGCCAGAGAAUGCGUACAUGAGGAAACGCAGAAAUCUGCUCGCCUGGGACAAGACAAGAAGCUCUCCCCUGAGAGGCAACGGUGGUGGCAUAUCGAAGAGGAUCACCAGCUCCGGCAAAACAACAUUUGCUUUGGCAGUCGCCAUGUGCAACUCUGAAGGUAAAAAGCAAGCUGGGGAAUGCAAUUCUGCCGGAACGUUGCCAGUGCCUUCUUCUAGGACGGAUUUCACCUCCUGGAGAUCAUUUUCUUUGGCUGAUUUGCAGCAGUGUGUUUCCGUUGCUAUUUCAAAUUCGAACGAGUUAGCCACAAAGUGAUCUUAAUCAGUUCCCUCUUGCAGCCUUUUUCUGAAAAAUGGAGGCAGAGUGAUUAUCAUUUUUGUGACUAAAAUGGGAAUGGCAGAUGAAGAGGAGUUGUUGGAUUCCUGUAACAUCAUCAGAAUGGAAAUAUGGGGUUACAAAAGCGAAUACAUUUGUAGUUUCUCGCA